AUGCUUGUGUCACUUGACGAUUCUAAAAAAUCGGGCCAACUUUUGGGGUUACGUGAGCAGCAGCAGGCGACUCGUAGUACCAGCGGCUGUCGCGGCGGCGCGUUGGCGGACUCCCGCUGGCGGCGCUCCGCCAAUCUCCCGAGUCACGGAACCAGCGGGUUGCAGAACCGGAGGCACGAGGACAGCGAUGUGAUUGUAGGGGGGGUGACUAAUGCGCGCGAUGUGACCGCAGCAGAGUUAGGCGGAGCAUUGGCGACAAGAGAAGCGUGGGAGGAAUCGAGUAAAGAAGCGAUGACGCUGGGAGGGAUGCGCGUGGGAGGAUGGAGUGUGAAAGCAAAGACACCAAGGCGCCGCGAAAAAGGCGCGCUCCCGAAAGGCGCGCUCCCGAAAGGCGCGCUCCCGAAAGGCGCGCUCCCGAAAGGCGCGCUCCCGAAAGGCGCGCUCCCGAAAGGCGCGCUCCCGAAAGGCGCGCUCCCGAAAGGCGCGCUCCCGAAAGGCGCGCUCCCGAAAGGCGCGCUCCCGAAAGGCGCGCUCCCGAAAGGCGCGCUCCCGAAAGGCGCGCUCCCGAAAGGCGCGCUCCCGAAAGGCGCGCUCCCGAAAGGCGCGCUCCCGAAAGGCGCGCUCCCGAAAGGCGCGCUCCCGAAAGGCGCGCUCCCGAAAGGCGCGCUCCCGAAAGGCGCGCUCCCGAAAGGCGCGCUCCCGAAAGGCGCGCUCCCGAAAGGCGCGCUCCCGAAAGGCGCGCUCCCGAAAGGCGCGCUCCCGAAAGGCGCGCUCCCGAAAGGCGCGCUCCCGAAAGGCGCGCUCCCGAAAGGCGCGCUCCCGAAAGGCGCGCUCCCGAAAGGCGCGCUCCCGAAAGGCGCGCUCAGAUCGACCCACCAAAAUCACACAGCGAGUUACAUCGUGACACGUGGCUUCUCGCGCGUGUGCCUUCAGUUCCCCGACUCUCUCCUCCCGCACGCCGUCUCCGUCCAUGACGCGUUAAGAGCCGAAUGCGCCGCGCUCAUUGCCAGCCAGCAUCAUGGCGUCAAUAACGGGGAUAGUAAGAGCGAAACGCGACCAGAGUCUCCCCCUAACACCACCGCUGCGACUAAUAUCGAGGCACGUCAAGAUCAAGGUUCCCUGAGAGCGAGCGAUCCGCCUGGGGGCAAUCACACGGGGAGUAAACACCAUGGGUCUGGGUUUCCGGGUUUUACGGAGGAGGGUCAAGGAGGAGAGCAUUCAGAAAAGGCAGGUGAUUCGGCGGGACAUGCGGCGGAUCGUUCGCGCCGCGACCUGCCGCAUUUCUAUGUUUUGGCUGACGCGGCAACCGCCACGUGCAGCAGCUGCUGCGUGGACGAGGUGUCACCGUGCCACGUCAGCGCUGACUGUAUCAUACACUACGGCCACGCGUGCAUGUCGCGGCGCCCCGCGCGGUUCCCCGUGCGGUACGUGCUGCCACGUCAGCCCAUCGACGUGGCAGCGUGUGCUGCGGCAAUAAAAGCACACUUCAAGAGCAGCAGCUCCACCACCACCAAUAGCAACAUGACCGCCAAUUCUGGCGCCGAUUCUGGCGGAGAUUCCCGCACGCUCGCGGCCUCUCGCAUGGUGCUGGUGCUGUUCGCGCUCGAGUUCGCGCACGCUGCGGACGACUUUGCGCGCGCUCUUGGGGGAAGCGGCGGAGCGGAAGCGGCGGAGGCACUGAGGGAGGGGGCGGGGGAGGGGGAAGAAGUGCGGUACGUGGUGGCGCAGGUGCGCGAGAGGGAGGUGGAACCCGAGGAAGGGGGGAAGAGUGGCGGUGCUGACACUUGUGGCGCCGUGAGUGGCGGGUGCUGUAACGGCGGUGCCAGAGGGGGGACUGACAGAAGCGCGUGCUGUGGGGGAGCGAUGGAGAGGGGCACGUGUGGUGAAGAUAAUUCUUCCAAUGCUGCUGCUGAUGAUGGUGGCACUGCAGCUUCGGUCGCUGCCAGUAGUAUCCAUUUUUCUGCCGCCCAGUGUGAUGCCGCCCAGUGUGCCGUCCCUGGCACUCUUUUCGAACACGGCGGCCUGCGGUGGGUGCUGCCUCCCGGGUCGAGCAUGGCAGCAGAAACUGCCAAAAGCAGCAAUCCACACAAUAAAGAGGAAGCAGCACCAGCAACAACACCGCCAGCAGUCGGGCUCACAGCGGUGGUGUGGGUGGGCAGCAGCGAAUGCCCGUCUCUCAUCACUUUCGCUCUAGAGCACAACCAGACCCCCAUCCUCAGACUCGACCCCACCCACCUACCUCCUGCUGCCGCCGCUACUGCUGCUAAAGCUGCUGCUGCUGCUACCACUACCGACAGCAGCAGCACCAGCACGACCAGCAAGAGCCCUUCAACCUCCCCAACCCUUACUCCCACCACCACAGCCCCUCUCUUCCACCCUGUGGACCACUCCUGUCUCCUUCGCCGCCGCUACUUCCUUGUCGAGAAAACUAAAGACGCGUCUAUUAUUGGCAUCGUCGUCAUCUCGCAAUCCGCCGGCGCUGCUGCCGCUGCCACCCGCGCUACCCUUGCUAGGCUCCGAUCCGCAGCAGUGGCUGCAGGGAAGAAGGCGUACGUGAUUGCAAUCAGGCGCCGGAUCACGCCCGAGAAGCUCGCGAAUUUCCCCGAGUGUGAUGUGCUGGUGCUAGUGGCGUGUGCGGAGGGGGUGCUGCUGGAUGGUAUGAUGCAGGAGAGCAGCAGUAAGGCGUUUUACGCGCCGGUGGUGACGCCGUUUGAGGCGCUGAUGGCGCUGGAGGAAGGGCGGGAGUGGACGGGGGAGUAUCGGAUGCUGCUGGAUGGUGCUGGGUUGGGAGCGGUGAGGAAGGGAGAGGAAGGUGGGGAAGGUGGGGGGGAUGUGGCUCCUCGGUUCUCGUUUGUGAAAGGAUCACUGGUUUCCCCCGCCCCUCACAAAGUAUUAUUGUCAGCACCAUCAGCAGCACCAGCAGCAGCGGCGGCUGCGGCAGCAGCAGCAUCGGAUCAAUCUUUGGCCGUCCGGCAGGACAUGGCUCUUUCUGCUCUGCCUGUAUCGUCCGACUCCUUGGCCCUAGCUCAGGCGUCCGGCCAAUCAGGGUACGCCACGUCAGCAGCGGUGGAGGCGCAAUCGGGAUCGGAGUUCCUGGCUCUGCGGCGUGACUAUAAGGGGCUGGAGGUGCCCUGGUUUAUGGCUCCUGGUGGGGCACCUGGGGAAGGGGGAGGGGAUGCAAGAGGGAGAGGGGAUGAGAGUAAGGAAGGAGAUGAGGGCGGAAGAGAGGACCGGGGGGCAGUGGGUGCUUUCAUGCCGAAAGUGGCUCCUGCGAUUGAUGCAGUGAGGGUGGUGGAGGGAAGGGAGGGUCGUGCAGCAGGGUAUGUGGAUGAGCCGCUGCAGGGUUAG
Closterium sp. Yama58-4 is the source of this 3348-nucleotide messenger RNA. NCBI's taxonomy places the organism in Eukaryota, Viridiplantae, Streptophyta, Zygnematophyceae, Desmidiales, Closteriaceae. The record is from the annotation of a GenBank genome assembly.